GCGUGCAAGAGGGGCGCGCGUGCACACACGUGCGUGCAAGGAGGGGGGCAGUGCGCGCUCGGGCACGUGCAGAAGAGGAUGCGUGUGCACGCGCGUGUGCAAAAAGGGCGUGCAAGGUGUGUGUGGGGAGCACGUGCAAGGUGUGUGUGGAGGGAGCACGUGCAUGCGUGCCGGCCUGCAAAGCAGGACUGUGUGUGCGCGUGUCAGUGUGAAGCCAAGUUGUGCACCCCUGCACGAGUGCAGAGCCCGGUGGAACAUGCACACGCAAGUGCAAAGCCCGGCUGUGUGCGCACAUGUUAGUGCAAAGCGGGGUGUAGUGUGCGCAUGCAAAGCUUGAGUUUUGGGUGCAUGCACAAGCGCGAUGGCAGGUUGGGCAGGCACACGUGAGUGCAAAGGCAGGUGGUGUGUGCAAAGCCCAGUUGAGUGUGAGUGCAAAGAGUGCAAAGCUGGCUUGUGUGUGCACGUGCAAGUGUAAAGCUGGGUUUUGUGUGCACACACCAGUGCAAGGCAGGUUAGUGCAAAGCCCCAGGUGAGGGCUGAGAGGGUGCGCACGAGCGUGCGAGACCGGGGAUGGGUGCCCCACCCAUCAGUGCCAGCUUGGGUGGCGGAGGGGUGAGCGUUGGGUGUGCACACGCAUGUGCAAGGCCGGGCUGCACAUGCAGGCCAGGCAGGCACACGUGUGCCAGGGCGUGAGUGCACGAGGGCUUUGCACGCGGCGCCCGCAGGCGAGCAUGAGAACGCCGGCCACGUCACCCGGGCAGAGCCGCCCCGGGGCACCGCACCCCUGCUGGGUGCCGGCACCGCUCCAGCACCCGUUCCCAGCACCCAUUCCCAGCACCCAUACCCGCCUCUGGCACCGAUUCCCAGCACCCGUUCCCAGCACCCAUGCCCGCCUCCAGCACCCGUUCCCAGCACCCAUACCCGCCUCUGGCACCCGUUCCCAGCACCUAUUCCCAGCACCCGCUCCCAGCAUCUGUGCCCACCUCCAGCACCCAUUCCCAGCACCCAUGCCCGCCUCUGGCACCCAUUCCCAGCAGCCGUUCCUAGCAUCUGUGCCCACCUCCAGCACCCGUUCCCAGCAUCCAUGCCUGCCUCCAGGUGCCAUUCCCAGCACCCAUUCCCAGCACCCAUGCCCCCCCUCCAGCACCCGUUCCCAGCAUCCAUGCCCACCUCCAGCACCCGUUCCCAGCACCCAUUCCCAGCAGCCGUUCCUAGCAUCCGUGCCCACCUCCAGCACCCAUUCCGAGCACCUGUUCCCAGCAUCAGUGCCUGCCUCCAGGUGCCAUUCCCAGCACCCAUGCCCCCCCCUCCAGCACCUGUUCCUAGCAUCCGUGCCUGCCUCCGGCACCCACCUCCAGCACCCAUUCCCAGCGCUUGUUCCCAGCAUCCGUGCCUGCCUCCAGCACCCAUUCCCAGCACCCAUGCUUGCCUCUGGCACCCAUUCCCUGCACCCGUGCCCACCUCCAGUGCCCAUUCCCGGCACCUGUGCCUGGCACCCAUGCCCACCUCUAGCACCCAUUCCCAGCACCCCGUACCCAGCUCCAGCACCUGUUCCCAGCACCCUAUGCAUGCCUAUGGCACCCAUGCAUGCCCCGGCACCCGUGCCAGACUCCAGCACCCGCGCCCGGCUCCAGCACCCUAUGCCCAGCCCUGCACCCAUGCCAGGCUCCAGCACCCACCUCCAGCACCCGUGCAUGGCACCCAUGCCCACCUCGGCACCCAUCACUGUGGCCCCCCCGCCUCGCCCGUCUGCAGUGCCAGGGUCCUCUGGGUGCACUGCCCCCCACCCACCCACCCAUCCCCUCCGGCUCCCACAGGCUCGUCAGCCCCAUGGCAGCGGAGGCGCCCGGCGGGGACCCAGCGCCCGACGCCCUGGUGGCGGGUGCCCGGCAGGUGGUGAAGGGGCUGGAGGCGCUGCGGGCCGAGAGCCGGGAGCUGCUGCGGGUGCUGGAGCCGGCGGUGCCCCACGACGCCCCGGAGCUGCUGGCGGAGAAGCGGGAGCUGGCGCGGCGCUCGCUCGACGGCAUCGAGCUGGGCCUGGGCGAGGCGGAGCUGCUUCUGGGGCUGUGGGCGCACGUCGGGGCGCUGGAGGCCGAGCGGCAGCGGCUGCGGGCGCAGGCCACCCGCCUGGCCCAGGAGAACCUGUGGCUGCAGGAGGAGCUGGCGGGCGCCCGGGCCCGGCUCGGGCGCAGCCAGGAGGCCGUCGCCCGUCUCCAGGAGGACACCCGGCGCCUGGAGCUCGCCGGGCGCCCCCGACGCCCCUCGGUGUCCCGCGACGCCGACCGCAAGGACAGCCUGGCCUCGCUCUUCGACGGUGACGAGGACGAGCAAGACGAAGGGCCCCCGGCCUUGGUGGCGGUGGAGGCAGCACCCAGCGGCUACGAGAUCCCGGCGCGGCUGCGCACCCUGCACAACCUGGUGAUCCAGUAUGCGGCGCAGGGCCGCUACGAGGUGGCCGUGCCCCUCUGCAAGCAGGCGCUCGAGGACCUGGAGAAGAGCUCGGGCCACCGCCACCCUGACGUGGCCACCUUGCUCAACAUCCUCGCCCUGGUGUACAGGGACCAGAACAAGUACAAGGAGGCCACGGACCUGCUCAAUGACGCCCUGGGCAUCCGGGAGCAGACGCUGGGGGCCGAGCACCCGGCCGUGGCGGCGACGCUGAACAACCUGGCGGUGCUGUACGGCAAGCGGGGCCGCUUCCGGGAGGCCGAGCCGCUGUGCAAGCGGGCGCUGGAGAUCCGUGAGAAGGUGCUGGGUGCUGAGCACCCCGACGUGGCAAAGCAGCUCAACAACCUGGCGCUGCUGUGCCAGAACCAGGGCAAGUUCGGCGAGGUGGAGGGCUACUACGGGCGGGCGCUGCGCAUCUACGAGCAGCGCCUGGGCCCCCGCGACCCCACCGUGGCCAAGACCAAGACCAACCUGGCCUCAUCCUACCUCAAGCAGGGCAAGUACAAGGAGGCUGAGGAGCUCUACAAGGAGAUCCUGAGCUCGCACGAGCUGGGCCCCCGGGGUGAGCGGGCACCCCUGGGUGCUAUGUCAGGUGACUCCGGCCAGGCCAGCGCGGUCCCUCCGAGAAGGGUAAGACGAAGGCACCCAAGGGUGCGCUGCAGCGGAGCAGCUCCUUCUCCAAGCUGCGGGAAUCCAUCCGGCGCGGGAGCGAGAAGCUGGUGUCGCGGCUCCGGGGGGAGGGCGCCCGCAGCGCCACCCCCAAACCCGGGCUCAAGCGCGCCCGUUCCCUCAACGUGCUGCACGUGGGCGAGCGCCCGGCGGCGCCGGUCCCCGAGCGGCCGCUGCCCCAGAGCCGCAUCCUCAGCGCCAGCACCCACGACCUCGGCUGAGCCGGCGCCCGCGCGGAGCGUCCGUCCGUCCAUCCGUCCGCAGAGAGGGCGAGUGGCCACCUCCAGGCACCCUCGGGUGCCGCGGGCUCCGCGUUUGGCGUAUUUAGAGGUUGUAGCAGCACCUGGGCGUCGCGGCGGGGAAUAAAUCACAGAGACGCA
Messenger RNA from Rhea pennata, 3497 nucleotides. RefSeq names its product kinesin light chain 3 (gene KLC3). Gene Ontology annotation, cellular component: kinesin complex; cytoplasm. Gene Ontology annotation, molecular function: kinesin binding. The transcript has 11 exons. Gene Ontology annotation, biological process: microtubule-based movement. Bases 1588 to 3483 code for a protein of 631 amino acids. Lineage: Eukaryota; Metazoa; Chordata; Aves; Rheiformes; Rheidae. The record is from RefSeq and is a predicted model, not a curated record.